GCGCUUGCGCCACAUCAUCACGCCGUCUCUUGACUAUCUUCCUCAACCUUCCUGUCGAGGCCUCACAUUCGCAGUCUCACCCACCGGUACGUUGCGUUAUACGACUAUCACAAAAUAUUCUCUUGAUUCACUCUAGAUAUUUCUUGUUGACAUGCCUCAAAGUAACUCGGAUUUCAUCUACGUCCCACCAAAUUGGUCCCCAGAACCUCAAUCUUCUCCGUUCUGGCGCACUAAUCGACUUAAUGCGAAUAUCAAAACGGUGUCUUAUAUUGAUACUAUCCUUACUCUCGCUGCUGUCCUUGAGCUUCACGAUCCAAGGCAACGUACCUUUGAUGUCAUAGAACUGGUUUCCGAGGGUUCGUAUAAAAGACGCAAGGUACACAUCAUACCCAGUAUACAAGGCGUUCAAAUCAAUUGGCAUAUUGAUGAUGAUGAUGUUGGUCCAUCAUAUGUCGCGGUAUUCAUGGACAACCCUGGAUCCUGUGACCUCGCCUCACUGAAUGUCUCCCUCAGCGUCGCCUUUCUCAUUGUUCUUCAUCGUCAAGACGUUUCUCAUAUAUCCGCAACCUAUAAUACCUAUGAUGUCAGUUCAUCUCACGCCAAUUGGUUCCUCCUGCACUGCGCUUUAGGCUUCGAAGCUCUUCAGAGUGCCAGACCGUCAAGUGCUCUCAGGAGUACCUCUCUCAUUACGAAAGCUGAGGAUGCUCUUUUUUGCUCUCCCGCAAUACCAUCCCGAUAUGACGAGUCACAAAUCAGGGUACUUAAGUUUGACGUUGACUUUCUUCACCAAACGUUCCUGCGUCGUAUCCAAUACCAGCCACUUUCGGACUGCAUGCGAACGUCGAGCGGCACCGUCGUAUCAUGCCUAACAACCCACCUCAUUGCGGCAAGGCUAGCAAGUCGUCUGUCUCAGAUCGGGGUAUACAAUGGUGAUGUAGUAUAUAUCGGUCUUCAAGAUGCGUCGCACGUUGCGAUAUGCACCGUCGCGGUCUUGUAUACUGGCGCGGGAUUUGCGAUCAUGAGUACUCCUCCCGUAUGCGAGGCUCCUGUACUGUCGAGCCAAAAGAGCCUAGUUGUGUUGGUAGAACACUCUCGCGCGACCGAGUGGUUAGUUACUGCUACUCGGGCAGUACUUUUCGAUCCAACCGAUAUUAUCAUGGAACUCUCUACUAAGGAUCAAGUGUCACGCCUCCGAGAUAAUCUCGGAAAUGACACUUUCGCUAUUGGGAGCCCCACAUCCUCAAAGAUCGCCUACGCUGUAUCCACGAUGACCACCCAAUAUCAGGAAUUCUUGGUGGUGGAUCAUAGACAAGCAUGCGAUGCAAUGCGCAGGCAUCAUUCUCAGCUAUUUAGGGGGGCAUCCCCUCGAUUUGUCGUUUUAACUGGCGUGGGCAAUCAUUAUCUUGGUAAUGUCGUCUGGCAUGCUUUUUGGAGUGGUGCUGCGAUCACAUUCUUAGGCGAGAAUGACAAGGACAAGCUGCUCAAUCGUGUGGUUGAGUUCAACUGCAACCACAUAAUCGUUCCAGAGGACGAGUUUGAGCAAGUUGCUAAGAUUCUCAUCCACGCACACAAGUAUAUGCAUGGCCAAUCGGAAUUGCAUGAACAGGCAGGCGUUUCUGGUCUUCGCUCUCUGAAGAAUAUCGUGGUCUGCUGCCCAGGUCCAAUCACCGGUCAGUCAGUGGAAACACUGCGUAACGAAAGCGUUGAGACCAGAUCCGAUUACUCCGGGUUGCGUCAUAAUCUUAAACCAACGAUCAAACACCCAAUCGAAGUCUUAUAUUCAGACCCAGCCGAACAUGACGUGGCGCCUCAUUAUAUCCUUGAGAAAAUACCAACUGGAACACUUCCUCAUGCAUCUUUUGGGGCCGUGGUCAAGAUUUCAGAAUCCCUCCUAGUCAAAUAUAACCAAAGGGUGAGGAAGGCCGAGGCGGAUAUGAUGAUCUAUGUUCAGCUGCAUACAACAAUUCAUGUACCACGGGUCAUCUUGAUCUUUCGACAGGGCGAAGUAACUUAUAUUGUUAUGGAACUUGUGCCGGGACGCAACCUGCAGGAAGUCUGGGAUGAUUUGGACACCGUUACGCGGCAAACCGUAAUGGCACAAAUAUCCUCAUAUAUCGGACAGAUGCGAGCUCUCCCUAGGCCGUCUGGCGCCGCCGCACCAGGACCUAUCGAUGGGUCCAGAUGCAGAGGACCUUGGUUCACGUUCUAUGAUGCAGGACCGUUCGAUACCUAUUCAGCCCUGUCUGAAUGGCUAAAUCACAAACUUGAUAUAUCCUUGAGAUCUUUGGAACAUGUCAAACCAGGAGUAUCCUCUAGGCAUCGUAGGUUCACCACGGAUCAUCCCCUCGUGUUGACACACCAGGAUCUUGCACCACGCAACUUCAUGCUCGAUUCCGACAAUCAUGUGUGGAUGCUCGAUUGGGAUUCCGCCGGAUGGUACCCCCUCUACUUUGAGUACGCGUGUGUAAGGCAUGAUAGGGGAGGAGAUGGUGCACCCAUUCCGGAUGGAUGGAAGGAAGCAUUACUGACCUGUUUGGAAGAAUAUGAGGAGGAAUAUCAGCUGUUACUAACGAUCGAAUGGGUGCUGACAGUGUAUUUCUUUCACUAGACAGUAUUGGAAAUAUAUAGUUGUCAGAUAGAAUCCGUGUAUGUUAAUGAACUCACCAGCUAGAUCGUGCAGCGUCGUAUAGGAUUUAGCCACAAUCCAAUAUACAAGUUCCUGACUUUGUUUUCCAUGUUUUACCUUAGGU
This is a messenger RNA of Somion occarium, 2750 nucleotides long. The record is from the annotation of a GenBank genome assembly. Lineage: Eukaryota; Fungi; Basidiomycota; Agaricomycetes; Polyporales; Cerrenaceae.